Molecule: messenger RNA, 1887 nt
Organism: Colletotrichum higginsianum IMI 349063
Lineage: Eukaryota; Fungi; Ascomycota; Sordariomycetes; Glomerellales; Glomerellaceae
Product: Pro-kumamolisin
Exons: 1
Coding region: 1-1887 (628 amino acids)
Biological process (GO): proteolysis
Molecular function (GO): serine-type endopeptidase activity; tripeptidyl-peptidase activity
Source: RefSeq, a predicted model, not a curated record
AUGAUGCUGCUGCUGUCCAUCGCCAGUCGUCUUAUCGUAACAGUCCUCUGGUGUUAUCUCCAUUCACCAUUCAUCCCGACCGUCUCAGCGAGGUCCACUCAGAAUCCCAUCAAAGAGCGUCAUGAGGUACCUCGCGGAUGGCAUCGUGUUGCAAGAGCGCCCAAAGAUGGCCGCAUAUCGCUCCAUAUUGGCCUGCAACCGGAGAGUUCCGGGCAGCUCGAGCGCCACUUGGACGAGAUUUCAGACCCGUUCCAUCAAAGGUUUCGACACUAUCUGUCUGCCGACCAGGUCAAGGAAUUGAUGCGACCCUCGGAGGAAACCAUCGACGCCGUACAUGACUGGCUCGUGGAGUGCGGAAUAGAUGCACACAGCUUCAAGUUCAGCACGGGGAAGGACUGGGUCAUCGUCCCGGACUUGACCAUUGCUGCGGCUGAGAGGCUCCUUCAGACAUCGUACCACGUAUACAGAAAUGCCGAUCAAGAGCUCGUCCGCGCUACGGAAUGGUCGCUCCCGCUCCAUCUGCAUGACAGAAUCGACAUGGUCCACCCGACAACUUCAUUCUUCGCCACCAAGAAGAGCUCACGCCAGGGGCGCAGGAGUGAUGACAAGGUCAACAACGCAUCGACGACACCCUCCUCACUGAACGAUGCCGCAGAGGCCGUCGACGACGGGGUCGCUGCGGCAGAGGGAGUAGUAGACCUCAGCAACCCCCCUAUCGAUUUGACGCCGGAGCAGGCCUGCAAUACAAGCGCUGUGGCUCCCAUCUGUCUCCGUGCCUUGUACGGAACGCUGGGCUACACAGCCCAGGCCCCGGAGACAAACAGCAUGGGCCUUUCCAACUACUGGGGCGAGUUCAACAACCGGUCCGACAUACGCCUGUACCUGGAGAACCAUCGACCAGAGGCUGCGGAUGCCGCGGACGAGUUUGCGACUGUGAACUUCGACGGUGCCGUCAACCAACAGGAGCCCGCCACUCAGUCCCAGCUAGACAGUCGUCAGGGCCGCGAGGGCAACCUAGACGCCCAGGUCAUGCUCGGCAUCGGAUAUCCCACACGCCUGGUGACGUACAGCACGGGCGGGCCCCUACCUCCGUACAACCCCGAGCCCUCGUUCCCAGAAAACACCAACGAGCCUUUCCUGGCCUGGCUGCAGCAUGUCCUCGCCCAGCCCGAGCUCCCCGCCGUGAUCAGCACGUCGUACGCCGACACCGAGUACACCGUUCCCCCCUCCUACGCCAGGCGGGUCUGCAACGGCUUCGCGCAGCUGGGCGCGCGCGGCGUGACCGUUGUGUUCGGAUCGGGCGACUGGGGCGUCGGAGCCCCGGGAACAUGCCACGCGCCCAACGGGACGGCGCCGCGCUUCGUGGCACGCUUCCCCGAGAGCUGCCCCUACGGCACGUCGGUUGCGGCGACGCGGGGGAUCAACCCGCAGAGGGUCGCCUACAACGAACGGAACGGGUUCGUGAGCGGCGGGGGCUUCAGCGAGUAUUUUCCCCGGCCAAGCUACCAGGACCACGCCGUCAGCUCGUACAUGACCCGGCUCGGUGGGAAGCAUGACGGGCUCUACAACCCGCACGGCCGGGCCUACCCCGACGUUGCUGCCAUGGGCUACCGGAUCAUGACGGUAUGGAACGGGACGACCAGGGUCGUGGAUGGGACCAGUGCCUCGGCGCCCAUUUUUGCCGCCGUCGUGGCUCUGGUCAACGAUGCGCUCGUCGCCGAGGGCAAACCCACUCUGGGCUUCUUGAACCCUUGGCUGUAUGCGGGCGGCGGCGCAAAAGCGUUCAGGGAUAUCACGGUUGGCUCUGCCACGGGUUGUGAUACGGAUGGGUUUCCUGCCGUAGAAGGGUGGGACGCGGCAAGUGGCUUUGGCACUCCGGUGAGCUGA